CCUCUAGGCCAUCGUCGCCCGAGCCAAUUGCUUGAAGAACUCUGGCGUUCCCGACGACAUCUUCCAGCUGGACGAUCUCUCUGUGUUGGAUCUGAGCUACAACCAGUUGACGGAGUGUCCCCGAGAGCUAGAGAAUGCAAAAAACAUGCUGGUGCUGAACCUGAAACAUAACAGCAUUGACAGCAUCCCCAACCAGCUGUUUAUCAACCUGACUGACCUGUUGUACCUGGACCUGAGCGACAACAAGCUGGAGAGCCUUCCCCCCCAGAUGCGGCGCCUGGUACACCUGCAGACCUUGAUCCUGGACAAUAACCCUCUCAUGCACGCUCAGCUCAGACAACUUCCAGCGAUGAUCGCCUUGCAGACUCUCCACCUCCGGAACACGCAACGGACUCAGAGCAACCUGCCCACCAGCCUGGAAGGGUUGGUCAACCUAACCGACGUGGACCUCUCCUGUAACGACUUGUCCCGCGUCCCCGAGUGUCUCUACACCUUGUCCAACCUGCGGCGUCUCAACCUGAGCAGCAACCAGAUCUCUGAGCUUUCCCUCUGCAUCGACCAGUGGACACGGCUGGAGACCCUCAACUUCUCGCGAAACCAGCUCACCUCUCUGCCGUCAGCUAUUUGCAAGCUGACCAAGCUCAAGAGGCUCUACCUGAAUUCCAACAAGCUGGAUUUCGACGGCAUUCCCUCAGGCAUUGGGAAGCUGGCUAACCUGGAAGAAUUCAUGGCCGCGAACAACAACCUUGAACUCAUCCCAGAAAGCCUCUGUCGGUGCGCUAAGCUACGGAAGUUGGUUUUAAACAAGAACCGGCUAGUCACCCUGCCUGAAGCCGUGCACUUUCUGACGGAUAUUGAGAUCCUGGACGUCCGCGAGAACCCCAGCCUGGUGAUGCCCCCCAAACCUGUGGACCGAACCUCUGAGUGGUACAACAUCGACUUCUCCCUGCAGAACCAGCUCCGGUUGGCUGGGGCCUCUCCGGCUACUGUGGCAGCUGCCGGUGCAGGGAGCAGCCCAAAGGAUCCCCUGGCUCGGAAGAUGCGCCUGCGUCGGCGCAAAGAUUCCACGCAGGACGACCAGGCGAAACAGGUGCUGAAGGGCAUGUCAGACGUGGCGCAGGAGAAAAACAAGAAGAUGGAGGAGAACGGGGAUUUGAAGUACACUGACCUGAAAACCCGCCGUUGGGACCAGAGCCUCGAGAAGCCGCAGCUCAACUACUCCGAGUUCUUCACCGAGGACGUGGGGCAACUGCCGGGCGUCUCCGUCUGGCAGAUCGAGAACUUCGUGCCCGUCAUGGUGGACGAGGCUUUCCACGGGAAGUUCUACGAGGCCGAUUGCUACAUUGUGCUGAAGACAUUGCUAGACGAUAAUGGUUCCUUGAACUGGGAGAUCUACUACUGGAUCGGCCAGGAGGCCACACUUGACAAGAAGGCCUGCGCGGCCAUACAUGCUGUCAACUUACGGAACUACCUAGGAGCCGAGUGCCGGAGCAUCCGGGAGGAGAUGGGGGACGAGAGCGACGAAUUCAGUCAGGUAAAGGCCCACCUGUGGAGGGAUGUCUUUCUGACAUCUGGAGGAUUCUUCGUAUUGGGGUGA
Molecule: messenger RNA, 1597 nt
Organism: Heteronotia binoei (common prickly gecko)
Lineage: Eukaryota; Metazoa; Chordata; Lepidosauria; Squamata; Gekkonidae
Product: protein flightless-1 homolog
Exons: 11
Coding region: 146-1597 (483 amino acids)
Molecular function (GO): actin filament binding
Source: RefSeq, a predicted model, not a curated record